Messenger RNA from Pseudocercospora fijiensis CIRAD86, 648 nucleotides. Its product is annotated as polysaccharide lyase family 3 protein. Gene Ontology annotation, biological process: pectin catabolic process. The annotation marks the transcript as partial. Gene Ontology annotation, molecular function: pectate lyase activity. Gene Ontology annotation, cellular component: extracellular region. NCBI's taxonomy places the organism in Eukaryota, Fungi, Ascomycota, Dothideomycetes, Mycosphaerellales, Mycosphaerellaceae. The transcript is spliced from 3 exons. The record is from RefSeq and is a predicted model, not a curated record.
CUCCCAGCCUCAUCCGGUUCCUCUGCUCUCGAUGCCGUCCAGACCAUUGCCGCUGGCCAGUCUUUCGAUGGUGGCAUGGUCAUGUACGACAGAGGUGUCGAGUGCACUGGCCAGGCUGAGGGUGGCAGCAGCGAUGCUGUCUUCUACCUUGAAGCCGGUGCCAGCAUUUCCAACGUCAUUAUCGGUCCAAACCAGGCCGAGGGAAUCCACUGCUUCGGCGAAUGCACCCUGAGCAACGUCUGGUGGUCUGCUGUUUGCGAGGACGCCUUCACAAUCAAGGAGCAAGAUGCUGGCGCUACCACUACCAUCACUGGCGGCGGUGCUUUCGGUGCCGAAGACAAGGUCCUCCAGCACAACGGUGGCGGCACUCUCUCCGUCUCUGGCUUCACCGUCGAGACCUUUGGCAAGCUCUACCGCUCUUGCGGAAACUGCGAUGAGAUGUUCGAGCGCCACGUUAUCUUGGACGAUAUUACCGCUACCGAUGGCAAGUCCCUCGCCGGUAUCAACUCCAACUACGGUGACACCGCUACCUUUACUAACAUCGUCGUAUCCGGUAUUAGCGAUAUCUGCGUUGAGUACGAGGGUAACGACACUGGCGAAGAGCCAGAGAAGACUUCCAGCGGUCCUUCCGACUACUGCAUCUACUCC